Molecule: messenger RNA, 2095 nt
Organism: Corylus avellana
Lineage: Eukaryota; Viridiplantae; Streptophyta; Magnoliopsida; Fagales; Betulaceae
Product: Eukaryotic aspartyl protease family protein
Biological process (GO): proteolysis
Molecular function (GO): aspartic-type endopeptidase activity
Source: RefSeq, a predicted model, not a curated record
CUACCUAAAGUCUCGAGUAUCCAUCAAAUCCGUUUGCACCUUACAGAAAAUGAAAGGCACGUGAAUUUUUUGCAUGGGAACAUAUAUGCUUUAGAUCGUUUUACAUCCCUCGAUUCCUUUGCUACGAUAUUAACAUAUAUGCUAAGAAAGGUUUCGGUGGGGGUACUACUUUAACAGUAGUAGCACCACAUAUACCACACAUUAAAUGUAGCAAAACAGCUGGGCAAGAUAUGUGGCAAGGAAUCAUUGGGUACAAAGAGGGAAGGCGUCGGACAUCAUUGGAUGCUCUUAAGGAGGACUUAAGGACAGCUUUGAAUUCAUAAAAAGCCUCAAUCUUAAAUAACAGCAAACAACACGCGAAACUAUGAAGAAAAAAGCAUCUUUAGCUUCCAGACUAGACUGAGAACUGAGAAGCCUCUCUCUCUCUCUCUCUCUCUACUCCUGCUAUCAACAACAGCAAAUCCAACUAAUUUUCGUACACAAAUACUACUCUGAACUCAACUCUAUAGCCUUCUCUAUCUCUUCCCCCACUCAACAAUGGCGUCACUAUCCCCACUCUACCUCCUCCUCCUCCUCCUCCUCCUCAUCUUCGAUCAAUGCAACUCCCAAAACACCACAACCACGGAAUGCCUGAAGCUACCUUUGCUUCACAAGAGACCUUUCGUAUCCCCAACCGAGGCUCUCUUAUGGGACUACCAACGCCUCUCAGCCCUCCACAACCGCGGAGACCCCAAGUCCCCUGUAGUCUCCGGCGCCCCCUCCGGCUCCGGCCAGUACUUCGUGUCCCUGCGCUUGGGCACCCCGCCUCAGACCCUCCAACUCGUCGCCGACACCGGCAGCGACCUCGUCUGGGUCAAGUGCUCCGCCUGUAAAACCGACUGCUCCGCUGCCACCCACGUCCCCGGAUCCGCCUUCCUCGCCCGCCACUCCUCCACCUUCUCCCCCCACCACUGCUUCGACUCCCCGUGCCGGCUCGUCCCCCACCCGCCACGCUCCCACUGCAACCACACCAGCCGGCUCCACACCCCUUGCCGCUACCAGUACUCCUACUCCGACGGUUCCCUUACCAGUGGCUUCUUCUCCAAGGAAACGACGACGUUGAACACCAGCGACGGGAGAGAGGCCAAGCUGAAAAGUCUGGCAUUCGGGUGCGGGUUUCGGGUUUCGGGUCCGAGUCUUUCCGGCGCGAGCUUCAAUGGGGCCCAUGGAGUGAUGGGUCUUGGCAGAGGACCCAUUUCUUUCUCGUCCCAGCUGGGUCGCCGAUUCGGCAACAAGUUCUCGUAUUGUCUCAUGGACUACACCAUAUCUCCUCCUCCGACGAGCUUUCUGACGAUCGGGCACAACGUAGUUCCAAGAGUCUCUAGAAUUAGCUUCACGCCCUUGCAGACCAACCCUCUGUCUCCCUCAUUCUACUACAUUGGCAUCCAGAGCAUCUCUGUCAACGGCACCAAAUUACCGAUCAACCCCUCCGUCUGGUCCGUCGACAAGCUUGGAAAUGGCGGCACCAUCAUGGACUCCGGCACCACGUUGACCUUCUUAGCCGAGCCGGCUUACCGUCAAGUUUUAGCGGCGUUUAAACGGCGAGUGAGGAGGCUACCGAGUGUGGCUGAGCCCACACCGGGAUUCGACCUCUGCGUGAACGUGUCGGGGGUGUCGAGACCGAAUCUUCCCAGGCUGAGGUUCAGCCUCGUCGGAAACUCGGUGUUCUCGCCGCCUUCGAGGAACUACUUCAUCGAAACGGCGGACCAAGUCAUUUGCCUGGCGAUUCAACCCGUCAACUCGGAGACCGGGCCCUCGGUGAUAGGGAAUCUGAUGCAGCAAGGUUUUCUCUUGGAGUUUGACAGGGAAAGGUCGCGGAUCGGUUUUUCACGGCACGGCUGCGCUCUACCGUGACCGUGAGUGAGUGGAUGAAUCGCUGAACUCGUUUUGAUAUUUUUUUAAAACGUCAAUAUCAACAAUUCACGAUUUUUAUUGCUACAAUAUAUUAUUAUAAACGUAAUUAUAUCUUGGGAGAUUGUGUGAAUUUUGUCUCUUAGGCUUGGAUGCCUUUUUUGUAGUGGCCAAUGAAUAGGAAAGUGAAAGUUGCUUGUUCUUU